UCUUCUUCUUCCUCCCCUCACCCCAAAACCCUCUGCAAAAUCUGUAAAAAAAGGAAAGUAAUGGCGGGAUCUCAAUCUUUAAUCUGCGACAGCAGAAGUGGUAGUGGUAGUGGUAGUGGUAGGUUUAAUCCAUGGGUUCUCAAUUUUCAAAAGUUGGGUCUGGAGCUCAAAUGCCCUCUCUGUUUGAACUUGCUCAAUCGACCCAUGUUGCUUCCAUGCAACCACGUUUUCUGCUACUCGUGCAUACCUGGUUCGACUCAGUUUGGCGCAGAGUGCCCUGUCUGCCAGGCCCAUUUUGUCGAUCAAGAUCCGAGGCAUUUGCCAUUCCUAGAAAACAUGGCAACAAUCUAUAGAUGUUUGGACGCCACAUGUUCUACCAAUUUGUUUCUGCCUGUUAAAUCUGAAGGUGGGGGAGUUUUGUUGCAAAACCCUACUUCAACUAUGGUCAGGUUUGAUGAUAAAAUGAGUACAGAGUUAGCUGAGAAUGGUAAAGAGAAUAAUUCACACAGUGGACAGUCUAUUAACACUCGAGUAGGAGUGGAAAAGAAUGACAAAAUUGUAAACAGCUGCACUGCAGUAGAUGCUACAAGGCUAGGGAUUGAAUUUCGUGGUGCUGUGAUUCCCAACUCAUCACCUAGAUCUCAGUUUAUGACUAUGGAUGUAGAUGCAAAGGCAGUGUUGCAACCAGCACCAGACAGCCCUCCUUCAUUUGGCGAUGCCAAAUGUUCAGAUAAUGAUAGCUAUUAUCCCUGGAGUGAGCAUAGCUCAGAGAAUUCUAUGUUGAAAAGACCAACUCAGGAAAAUGAUGGUGCUGUUGUAGGCAAGCUCAAGAAUUACAGUUCAUCCUUUGAAAACGACAAUGAUGUCAGGGAUGUUAAGAGACACAAGCAGUUAAAUUGUGGGCUAGUACCAUUAGACCCGGGCCGUGAUGCUCACAUCCAACCAGUUUUUCAUUCAAAGCUUGAACAGACAGUAUUAAAAGCUGGUCUGCAGGAACCAAAUAUUCUUGAUGUUAAUAAAUAUGAUUGUGUGUUUUGCCAUUCUUCUAAAAUUACAGAGGAUACAGGGUCAAUGUUGCAUUAUUCCAAUGAAAAGUUGGUAAUAGGUCACGAGGCCUCAUUUCCUAAUGUAAUACAUGUUCACAAAGUGUGCAUUGACUGGGCUCCUCAAGUUUUCUAUGAAGAUGAUAUAGCUAAGAAUUUGAAUGAAGAAGUGGCAAGGGGUGCAAAACUCAAGUGCAGUGCAUGUGGGCUAAAAGGGGCAGCUUUGGGAUGCUAUGUGAGAACCUGUCGCAAGAGCUACCAUGUACCUUGUGCAAUGCGAAUCUCAAAAUGUCGUUGGAAUCAUGAACAAUACCUAGUACUCUGUCCAGCUCACUCUUAUGUCAAGUUCCCUAAUGAAAAGUCAAAGGCUAAACCUAAGAAAGCUCUCUCAGAUCGACCCCUGCCUACCAUAGUGAGCUGUCAGCUAUCAAAUAAAGUUGCUUUACCAGGAGGUGAUAUCAAUAGGGAGAAUAUAUUGGUUUUAUGUGGAUCUGCUUUGUCUUCUGAGGAGAAGAUUCUCUUGGUCACUUUUGGUAAAAUGAAAGGUGCUGCUGUGUCUAAGUUUUGGAGCCCAAAUGUGUCCCAUGUGAUUGCUGCCACAGAUGAGAAGGGUGCUUGCACUCGGACUCUUAAAGUUCUUAUGGCAAUUUCAAAUGGAAGAUGGAUUGUUAAUGUUGAUUGGGUUAAGGCAUGCAUGGAAUCAAAGUAUCAUGUAGAUGAAGAACCUUAUGAAGUUAUACUCGACAACUAUGGGUGUUAUGAUGGUCCUAAGAAUGGCAGGCUUAGGGCAUCGAGUAAUGCACCGAAGCUCUUUAGUGGCUUGAAUUUUUAUUUCCUGGGUGAUUUUCUACCUUCUUACAAGGACGAUCUGCAAGAUUUGGUCAUAGCUGCCGGAGGGACUGUAUUGGAAAGCCGGGAAGAACUGGCAACACAACGUACUGAUCAACAGGCAGUUCGAACUCCCAAGGCAUUUGUUGUUUACAAUAUUGAUCCCCCAGAAGGAUGCAAACUGGGGGAUGAAGUUUCAAUCCUAUGGCAAAGGUUAAGUGAGGCAGAAGAUAUAGCUUCGCGAACUGGAGCUCAAGUGAUUGGUCACACAUGGCUGCUGGAGUCCAUUGCAGGGUACAAGUUGCAGCCUGUUGUCAGCUAACAAGGGACACAUCCCAAGUUGCAAUUUUUUGUUCAUUCAGCUAACGAAGGGUUUGGAAUGAUGAACUCUUCUGCUAGUAAUAGUUAAUAUGACUUGACUACUAUCAGAAAAGAGAGAUUCAAUUAGGUUUGGACCUCCGGACCCCACAACCCCACUUACAGCUAGUUAAAUCUAACACCCCAAUAAACUCAUUUUGAUGUGUAGUUUAGCUUCUUUUUUUAAACAAAUAAUCAUUUGUAGGAAAAGGUGAUGAGCUUUGUAAUAUAAUGGCCUACGUGUUGCCAAAUAGUACUUGCUGGAAAUAUUUUUUUGCUGAUCA
Humulus lupulus (European hop) is the source of this 2512-nucleotide messenger RNA. RefSeq names its product BRCA1-associated RING domain protein 1. Gene Ontology annotation, molecular function: ubiquitin-protein transferase activity. Gene Ontology annotation, cellular component: BRCA1-BARD1 complex; BRCA1-A complex; plasma membrane. The record is from RefSeq and is a predicted model, not a curated record. NCBI's taxonomy places the organism in Eukaryota, Viridiplantae, Streptophyta, Magnoliopsida, Rosales, Cannabaceae. The transcript has 13 exons. The coding region runs from base 61 to 2193 and encodes 710 amino acids. Gene Ontology annotation, biological process: positive regulation of transcription by RNA polymerase II; double-strand break repair via homologous recombination; negative regulation of fatty acid biosynthetic process.